AUGUAUAAAAAUUUACUUACCGUUGCAUCAGCAGAGUUAUUGGUGUCAAGUUCUGAUUUUUUGUCUGGUCUUCCAACAACUCAUUUCCAACAUGUUCACGUUACCAUUUUCAGCAAUGACUUACUUACUACUCUCAUUAGCGACAUUAUUAGUUUGACCAGGAAAAAAGGCAUUGGUAAAAACUUCGGUAUUAUAAUGCAGGUUUUGCCGAAGCCAGAUCUCGAGUGUUUCUUCGCCUACAUCCUUGAUCAGAGAAGGGAUCUGAGAAUAAUAUAUUGGGAAACAGACCUUACCUUGUUAAUUGACAAUGGUGAUGGCGAUGGCGAUAGCGAUGGUGGGUUUUACGUUUCUUAG
Molecule: messenger RNA, 354 nt
Organism: Dentiscutata erythropus
Lineage: Eukaryota; Fungi; Glomeromycota; Glomeromycetes; Diversisporales; Gigasporaceae
Source: the annotation of a GenBank genome assembly